Molecule: messenger RNA, 1740 nt
Organism: Zasmidium cellare ATCC 36951
Lineage: Eukaryota; Fungi; Ascomycota; Dothideomycetes; Mycosphaerellales; Mycosphaerellaceae
Exons: 1
Coding region: 1-1740 (579 amino acids)
Molecular function (GO): monooxygenase activity; oxidoreductase activity, acting on paired donors, with incorporation or reduction of molecular oxygen; heme binding
Source: RefSeq, a predicted model, not a curated record
AUGCCUUCCCCCCUCACAAUCAUCACAACCCUCCUCAUAGUCUACCUCACCUCCUACAUCUACCGCCUCAUCCGCAACUACCUCCUCGCGCGUAAAUCGGGAUUUCCCUACUUCAUCGUUCCCUGGGAACAAGACCACAUCAUCUGGAUGAUCAUCAGCGUGCCACUCCGACCCUGGCUCAAGAAAAACCUCCCAACAUUCAUCUACAACCGCCUCGUGCUCACAAUCUACGGAUUCGAAUUCACAGAAAAGUUACGCAUGUUCCAGGAGUAUGGCGGCCAGGACGUUCAGAGCUACGUGAUGGUCACGGUAGGCAAGUACGAGUUCUCCACACGGGAUCCAGAACUCGCGACGGAGAUUCUGCGACGGACGAGGGAUUUCCAGCAGCAGGAUGCUAUCGGCGUGGUUCUGGAUCGGUUUGGGAAGAAUCUGUUGUCUAGUGAUGGGGAAGACUGGGUGAGGCAGAGGAGGGUGGUGGCGAGUACGUUGAACGAGAGGAUUUCGAAGACAAUUUUUGAGGAGAGCGUUAAGCAGACGGAGGGGUUGUUGGGGGAUGUCGGUGGAGGGGAAGUGACGGGGAAGUUGUUUGAUGGGAUGAAGAAGAUUACGAUUAAUGUUUUGACGGGGGCGGGCAUGGGGGAGAGUGUUGCUUGGAGGGAGGAUGAGGAUGAGGGAGUCAAGGGGAAGGGUGGUUAUCGCAUGAGUUAUAUUGAGUGUGUCAAGGUGGUGAUUGAGUGUGUUGCUGGGCCGAUUGUCUUGCCCAAGUGGUUUCUGGAGUGGUAUCCGAGUUUCGCGCCUGGCUCAGACUUGUUGAGGAGGCUGAACGUUGCAGUCGAGGAAUUCCCCCGGCAUACGUGGGAACUGCUCGACAAAGAAAAGCAGCGCAUGCAGCACGGAUCAGGCGAGUCUCGAAGCAACAUCAUCAGCCAACUCCUCAAAGCCUCCGAGGACUUCGAAGGCGAGAAGAAAGGCGGCAAAGCCUUAUCAGACGACGAAAUGCUCGGCAACCUCUUUAUCUUUAUGGGAGCAGGCUUCGACACAACAGCCAAUACCCUCUCCUUCGCUCUCGUCCUCCUCGCCCGUCAUCCCGAAUGGCAAGACUGGCUCUUCACAGAAAUCGACGAUAUCCUCCCUCCACCAGGCUCUGAACUAUCCUACACCGCCCUCUUGCCAAAAGUAACCCGCAUCCUCGCCCUCAUGUUCGAAACCCUCCGCCUCUACACACCCCUCAUCCAUCUCGCAAAACAGACCCGCGCCGAACAAACCAUCACCACUUCCAGCGGGAAAACGUUCUGGUUCCCGAAGAACGCCACGGUUUACGUCAACACCGUAGCGAUCCACAUGGACGAAAAAGUCUACCGAAACAUCAAUCUCAAACCUGGCGAGGAGUCCAAGGACAACGACGAGCUCCUCUUCCGCCCCACGCGCUGGCUCAACGCUGAUAACACCACGCUCUGGACCGCGCCGAAGGGGAGUUUCAUUCCCUGGAGCGCUGGGCCCAGAGUCUGUCCAGGGCAGAAGAUGGCGCAGGUGGAGUUUGUGUCGAUUUUCUUGCGGUUGUUUGGGGAGUUUCGCUUGGAAGCCGUGCCCUUGAAGGGGGAGACGAGGAGGGAGGUCGAGGAGAGGCUGGACGCGCGGAUGCAGGAGAGUUUUUCCAUCUUGACAUUGCAAAUGAAGGAUCUGUACAAUGUGGACGAGGAGGAGAAGGGGGUGAGGGUGAGGUUGGUGAGGAGGAAGUAG